Molecule: messenger RNA, 1096 nt
Organism: Octopus sinensis (East Asian common octopus)
Lineage: Eukaryota; Metazoa; Mollusca; Cephalopoda; Octopoda; Octopodidae
Product: iron-sulfur cluster co-chaperone protein HscB
Exons: 2
Coding region: 43-903 (286 amino acids)
Biological process (GO): [2Fe-2S] cluster assembly; protein complex oligomerization
Cellular component (GO): mitochondrion
Molecular function (GO): ATPase activator activity; protein-folding chaperone binding
Source: RefSeq, a predicted model, not a curated record
UUCAAGUUUUAGAAGCAACUCAUUACUGACUUUCUUAAAAGAAUGUCCGUCCGCACAACUUCCACUGUUCCUACCUUAACUACUAUGUUAUAUAGAUAUGUUAUCCAGUGUCACAGGAAAGCAAGAAGAUUCCCAGCUUUGUUAUUAUUCACAAAUAACAACGGAAAGAAAUGCUGGUCUUCGUUUGUUAAAAAGUGGAACACAUGUGAAGCAUUGACAUUGCGUGUGUCCCUGGCGACUCCUCCAGCAUUAAUCGAAACGGGUAUAAUUCAAAAGAAAUUACUCAGCAACCAAACACCCAUCAAUUACGACACACAAUGCUGGAAAUGUCAUAAAACUAGAAGUCCGAACAAAGAUAUUUUCUUCUGCUUUUGUGGUGCUAUUCUUUCGCCUUCUAAGAACCUCACAUAUUUUAAAUUACUAGGACUCGAGGAAGGUUUUGAAAUCGAUAGUGACAUACUGACACGACGAUAUAAAGAUUUGCAAAGAAUCCUUCACCCUGACAAGUUCAGUCAAAAAUCAGAGAUGGAAAGAACAUUUUCAGCUGAACAGUCUUCCCUGGUCAAUCUUGCAUAUACCACUUUGCUCAAGCCAUUAUCUCGUGGUCAGUAUUUGUUGGACAUAAAUGGGUGUUCUCUAGAUGAAACCACACAAUGUGAUGACUUUGAUUUCUUAUCCAAUAUCAUGAGAACCAAUGAAGAUUUGGAGAAUGUAAUUAAUGUUGAAGAACUUCGGAUUAUCGAAGACCUUAAUAUACGGAAUUUGAACCAGUGCUAUGAGAUUUUAUCUGAAGCAUUCCGUCAAAAGGACUUAGUUGGUGCCAAAGAGGUUCUGAUGAAGUUGAAAUAUUUCGUAAACAUAGAUGAUAAAAUUAAAGAAAUGGAACUGUAUGAAAGCUUAUGAUGAACAGCUUCAAAUAGAAUUUCUCUUUCAAAAAAUGUUACAUAGUCUUCACAGGAACAUCCAUAAUUUCAGUUACCACUUCAAGAUGUUUAUUCAGAAUAGUGCUGUUUUGAAAGCUAACUUACCUUCUCAUUGUAGGAGAUAUAUAAAGUGGUGUUCCAAUAAUCAUGUAAUCUAUCAUUCUAAAUAUUAC